Schizophyllum commune H4-8 is the source of this 1794-nucleotide messenger RNA. RefSeq lists its product as uncharacterized. The transcript has 4 exons. The record is from RefSeq and is a predicted model, not a curated record. Bases 115 to 1032 code for a protein of 305 amino acids. NCBI's taxonomy places the organism in Eukaryota, Fungi, Basidiomycota, Agaricomycetes, Agaricales, Schizophyllaceae.
CGGCUCGCCGCUCCCGACGUCGUCCUCAACGACAACACAAGACAAGACCUUUCAAGCUCAACGGUCCCUUCACGCUACCGAACAGUACCAACGAACUCGACAGUCGCUACCGACAUGGAGUCCCUCAACACCCUCGCCAGCUCCCUGCCCUCCGCUAACCAGGGCGCGGACCAGGCGCUCAUGAACGACUUCAAGGCUGCCGCACUCAGCAUCACGAACUUCUACCGAUCCUCCCGAGCUGCCUCCGCACGCGCAUAUGACUCCGGCUACGCUGCUGCCUGCCAUGACAUCCUCCGCAUGAUCGAGCGUGGCGUGUCCGCGGACGGUGGCCCCGCCGCAAUGGCGAGCAACCGCGCCAGCGCGAGCGAGAACCCCAUGAACGUUGGUCGCGUGAUGGACUGGAUCGAGGCACGCCUCGAGGCCCUGAAGGCGCGUGAAGAGGAGGAGGCUGAGGACGAAGCACGGAAGGACGCGAAGGACGAGGGUCGAAGGCCGAUCGCGCAGGCAAAUGCGCCAUCGACGCCAUCGUCCCCGCAGGCGCCCCCGCGCACCCUCGCCGUCAAGUCCACGCCUCCGCAACCUCAGCAGGACAUGCGCUUCAAGCCCGACCCGCAAUCCUCGAUGACCGAGAACCGCCAACCACCCGUCGAACAUCAACCCCAACAACCACCUGCCCCAGUCUCGUUCCCCUUCAUCUCGUUCCCUGCACCCGAGCCGCUUGCCCCUCAACCGCUCCCCUCGCCCUCGAUUGGAGCAAAGCGUCGACACGCGGUCAUGAUGAUGCUCGACAAUCAGCCUGGGGAAGAAGUUUCGGGUCGCGGUGUGUCGCCCACGGCGGCUACCGUGAAUCGAGGCAUGGCCAGCGCGGUACGAGGCGUGAGGCAGGGAAGCGGUGCGGCAGGUCCUGGUCGUCGGAGGCCUCGUCGCGAUCGAGAUGCGAAGGAUCGCGAUGCGAAGGAUCGCGAUGUUAUGAUGGAGGUUUCCGAUCCGGAAGAUGGUGGGCGAGAGCGGAAGCGUGUUGCGAGGAGGUGAAGGAUUCCUGAUGACUACGGUGAAGCCAGCAGUCGAUCGAUACUCGAGGGGUGAUCGAAGAAAGGGUUGGAUGGUUGGGUAGUACGAGGUGUAGGGCGGGAUGGUCUCGGAAAGGACGAGUUCAGGAUGAUAAGAAAUGGUCGACAGCUACGGAAGACGGAAGCUUCUGCGCUUCACUGCGCCUACCGUCGACAUGCUCAGCCUUGUCGCCAUUGCUUAAGUACCUCUUCACGCUUAUGUACAUCGGACAUGCCCUUACCCAUACCAUUCAUGCUCAUACGCCUACAUGCCCCAUCACCAACCCCUACCUUACGCUCGUCCCAGUCCAUCGUUCCCCCUAGCUACUUCCCCUUCUUCCCGUACUUACCCCAUUGACACGUCUAUACCUACGCUCCUUCCCGUAGUUACAGUUUGGUUCACGAGGCCGUUAGGCCGCCAUGGUCUGCUACUCCAUCUUCUCAUGGUCCGCGGCGUUGUGGGCUAUACGCCCUCGGCGUCGAUGGUCCAGCGCCCUUGACAUUGUUAGGCCUUAUGCCCUCCUCAUCGUUAGGCUUUACGCCAUCUUCAUCGUAGGCACCACAUCUUCGAACCCAACAUAUGUUACACCAUACAACCACCCCAGUAGUUACACACCCUCCCAUUGUCCCGAUCGAUAUGAUACUGCACCAGCAUAUGUAUAAGUAGAGACCGAAUGAUUGAUUGUGUUGUGAUUGGACGCUGGGGGUGAGGUGGGCGAGGUGGGCGAUGCCUCCGAGAUGGCGG